UGUGCUGACCAGUCAGGACAAGAUGAGCCCAAUAGAAACGGGCAAGCGGCGGAGGCCCGUCCCUGAGCCGCCAUGGCGUUGGCGCCCCUAUCAGGCAGGGUGUGGCCGUGACGAGUUUACAGCCCCUAAGCAAAGGGUAAAGUUCCCCUGGGGCGGCGUGCAUUAGGACAGUCGGCACAGCGCCACGCUCGUCUGCACUCUGUACGAAGGCCCACUCGGUGACCAUGUCCACCGCCGUCGAGGUGACCGGCUUCGUGCUGUGUGUGGCCGCCUGGUUGCUCAGCGGCAUGGCGCUUGCCAACGACUACUGGAAGGUGUCUUCGUUCUCGGGCAGUGUGAUCACGUCGGCGCGGCAGUACGAGAACCUCUGGCACUCCUGCGCAGAGAGCAGCACCGGCAUCACCAAUUGCCGCGACUUCGAAUCCAUGCUCUCGCUGUCGGCCUACAUGCAGGCGUGUCGUGCGCUCAUGAUCAUCUCCAUGAUCCUCGGCCUCAUCGGAGUCAUCGCCUCCAUCAUGGGCCUGAAAUGCACCAAGAUCAGCUCAAGUGCCGAUGACACCAAGGCCAAGAUGGCCACGACCAGCGGCGCCAUCUACAUCUUGUCGGGCCUGUGUGUGCUGACGGCCGUGAGCUGGUACGCCUCCCGCGUCGUGCAGGACUUCAACAACCCGUUCUACUUCGACCUCAAGUACGAGUUCGGUGCCGGACUCUACAUGGGCUGGGGAGCCGCGGGCCUCUCCAUGGUGGGAGGAGCCUUCCUCUGCUGCUCCUUCAGAAGGACGAUGAAGGGAUCGGCGAACGGGGGAUACUAUGACAAGAGGAGCCAAGGCCAAGUGUACAGAGCAGCGGCCGCGUCCGAGGCGUCGAAGGCCUUCGUGUGAUGUGUUCGCUGGCACCAGCUUCUUCGCGCUGCUCCUUUUUCCUCUUCUCUCUUUUCCGUGUAAUUUCGGCCUCUUUCUUCUUCACUCCUGAUGAGCGUUAAUCAGAAGCCCAUUCAGUUAUUAGACAUGAAUCAGUC
Scleropages formosus (Asian bonytongue) is the source of this 1018-nucleotide messenger RNA. RefSeq names its product claudin-10-like. The record is from RefSeq and is a predicted model, not a curated record. Gene Ontology annotation, cellular component: membrane; bicellular tight junction. The coding region runs from base 225 to 881 and encodes 218 amino acids. NCBI's taxonomy places the organism in Eukaryota, Metazoa, Chordata, Actinopteri, Osteoglossiformes, Osteoglossidae. Gene Ontology annotation, molecular function: structural molecule activity. The transcript has 5 exons.